AGAGGAACCAGCCACUGAGGAACUAUCUUAGGAACGGCAUGGAGAGCAAAUGGAGUGGCUGGGUGCUGAUCCUUUCUGUGUGCCUGGGCUCCUACCAAGCCGGGGCCAGCCCCCUCCACGAGUGCGGCGAGCGGCCGGAGAACUGGUGCCAUGACGUGGUGACGGCAGCCAAGUGUGGGGCGCUGGAGCUCUGCCGGAUCACCGUCUGGGACCAGGCCCUGGGGAAGGGGAUCCCGUGUCACCUGUGCCAGGUGGCAGUCUCCGUGGUGGGCAAGAUCCUGCAGGACAACCGCACCGAGGAAAAACUGCGGCUCUUCUUGGAUAAGAAAUGCCAGUACCUGCCCUUCCAGGACUGGUCCGUCAAGUGCAAGAGGAUGGUGGACACUGGCAUCCUCAUCCUCGUCCAGCUGGGCAAGCAAGUGCUGUCGGACCCGAAGGUGGUUUGCGGGACCAUCAAGCUGUGCCAACCCCGGGAGAGCCCCACGGGGGCCCUGAAGUUUCAAGAGCCGCCACCGGCCCCCACGGGCCCCGCUCAGGAUUUCACCGACCUGGUCGCCCCCUUCAUCGCCAACGUGCCCCUCCUGCUCCAUCCCCAGGACCUGCCUCACGGCGAAGCCCAGGAGACGGAGGAGGUGUGCGAGGACUGCCUGCAGCUGGUGGCGGCCGUGCAGCUGGAGCUGGGCACCAACGCCGCCUUCGCCCAGGUGCUGGUGGCCCCCGCCGAGUGGGCGUGCGAGGGCCUGGCACCCAUCCUGGCACAGCGGUGCAAGCGCUACCUGGCCGAGUACGCGGACACGGCCGCCCGGCUGCUCCGGCACUUGCAGGCUGAGGACCCAAUGGAGCUGUGUGGCCAGCUGGGACUCUGCUCCUCCGCUUCGGCGCUGCCCCUCCACACGCUGCUCACUGAGAAGGUGAUGCAGGUCCUGAGCAUGCUGGGGGAUGGGGAGGGGACCACGCCGCUGUGCGAGAUGUGCCAGUUCGCCGUGAAGGCGGCCGAGAGCCUCCUGGAGAACAACGUGACGGAGGAGCAACUGGUGAACGACAUCGAGAAGGUGUGCUACAUGCUGCCCCACAGCGUCAUCGGGCAGUGUAAGGACUUCGUCGACUCCUACGGCAAAGCCGUGGUCAUCAUGCUGCUGGAGGCCACCGACCCCGCGGCCAUCUGCACCAUGCUGCGCUGCUGUCCCCGGAGCGGGGACGCCCACCGAGGGGCUGCGGCGCUGGAGCAGCUGGCGGUGGGCGCGGGCGCCUUCUGCAACGUCUGCCAGAUCGUCAUCACCUACUUUGAUAACGAGCUGCUGAAGAACGAGACGCUGGCGGAGCUGGGCGACGUGCUGGAGAAGGGCUGCGAGCUGCUGCCCACGCCGCUCACCGACAAGUGCGAGGCGCUCGUGGUGCAGUACGAGCCGGCGGCCGUGCGGCUCCUCGUGCAGAUGAUGGACCCCACCUUCGUCUGCACCAAAAUAAGAGCCUGCGACUCACCCGAGGAAGAUCUCCUGGGCUCGGACCCCUGCUCCUGGGGCCCGCACUACUGGUGCAAGAACAUGGUCACGGCGGUUGAGUGCCACGCCGUCGAGCACUGCCAGCGUCACCUAUGGAACUAGGAGCCACCUCCCUGGCCGGCCGGGCUUGCCCCGUCGUUUUGGUUCAGGAUCCCGGACCCCAUCCCUUGGGAUGCGCCUGCGCCCGCGGACGGCGACGGCAGGAGCCCACCGGCCUCAGCACCCCGGUGCGGGGCUGUGGGGGCACCCCAGCUGCCUCUGCCACUUCCUUUUCCACCCCUGGGGCUUGGAUUUCCAAAUCAGGUUAAGGGACUUGUUAGUAUUUUCAGGAAUGGGGAUUCAGCCUCGCCGUCUCUUAGGCUGAUUGCAAAAAUCCCACCACCCCAUGCCAUCCCAUCCCCAUCCCCAUCCCCAUCCCAUCCCACCCUGAACCACACGUAAAGCCCAGACCCUGCAACGUGGAUCCGUCCCCGUGGGCUGGGAUGGUUUCUGCUGCCCAAACGCCGGCCCCCGCCCCCGGCUCCUGGCCACCAGCAGCCUCGCACUGCAGGUCUCGUUGGCUUUUGGCAAGCCCAGCCCUUUGCUGGUCCCUCUUCAAAUUGGGGUGGCUUUUUAUCAAUAUAUUUUUUUCCCCUGGUCACCAGUUAAAGCAACAAAGUGGAUUAAAUUUACCUGCAAUGCCCGGCUUUGCAUGACGUUUGCAGUACACUGAUUUUGUGUCCAGCCGAUUGCUGUAGAUAAAUAGAUGUAUUUUAAGUAUCCCCUGAACAAAAUCUGACUGAGUUUGGGGGUAAAGGUUUCCUUUCACGCGCACAUCCCCGCCGGGGGGGGGGUGGUCCUGUGCCGACCCAGCCGCGGCAGCGAGGGGCAGCGGGGCUGGCUCGUCCCUCCCUGCCGUGGGAGGGGGGACGCCCGCAGCACCCGGUCCUGAGCGUGCCCGGGAGCAUCUCGCCGCAAAUAAACUC
Messenger RNA from Grus americana (Whooping crane), 2467 nucleotides. RefSeq names its product prosaposin-like. Gene Ontology annotation, biological process: sphingolipid metabolic process. The coding region runs from base 39 to 1604 and encodes 521 amino acids. Lineage: Eukaryota; Metazoa; Chordata; Aves; Gruiformes; Gruidae. The transcript has 15 exons. The record is from RefSeq and is a predicted model, not a curated record. Gene Ontology annotation, cellular component: lysosome.